AUGGACUUUGAUUCUGAGACACAAGCAACCUCAUCUCAGCGCAUGUACACCGCGCGAGCAGACAACUAUGAGAACUCGUUCCAUCCCGACUGGACCAGGCGCUUCAUGGCCGUUGCUGAGAUUCAACCCGGCGAACGCGUCUUGAUUCUGGCUUGCGGCACCGGCCUCGAGGUCUUCACCGCUGCCGAACAGGUCGGCGAAACGGGCGAGAUCAUCGGUCUCGACGUUACUGAAGCUAUGCUCAACAAAGCGAGGGAGAAGCAAGAGCGCCUCAAGCCUAGUGCAAACAUUCGUCUGUUCCUCCACGAUGCCACCAAAUUGGACACCCUGCCGGAGCUCGACGGCCAGAGCUUCGACGCCAUCCUUUGCUCCAGCGCCUUUGUUCUCUUUGACGACCCAGAAGGUGUUGUUGCGAAGUGGCGCAACUACCUCAAGCCGGGAGGCAGGGUAGUCAUCGACAUCACGCACGAGGACAAUUUCAAGAUCGGCCUCAUUCUGGAGAAGGCGGCCAAGCGCCUGCGGUCAAGAUUUCCCAGCAACAGAUCCUGGAUCACAGACAAGAACUCCUUUACAAAGAUUCUCGAAAGUGCAGGGUACGUGGUGGAGAACAUCGAGCUGAUGCACGAUAUCUCUGGCCAGGGCGACACGUACUAUGGUAUGGACCAGAUUGACGAGCAGUUUGAUCAUAUAACUAGCACGUCGUUGGUCACCAGUCUCCCAACGGACGAAUUCAGGGAUCAGGUUAGGGCUCUGUUUCAUGAGGAAUGGAAAAAGGUUGCUGUUGAUGGCAAAGUAGUGAACGUGGAUGCGCUUUAUAUCUAUGUAGCUCGGAGAGUCUAG
Colletotrichum orchidophilum is the source of this 840-nucleotide messenger RNA. Its product is annotated as methyltransferase. The transcript has a single exon. Gene Ontology annotation, molecular function: methyltransferase activity. The coding region runs from base 1 to 840 and encodes 279 amino acids. NCBI's taxonomy places the organism in Eukaryota, Fungi, Ascomycota, Sordariomycetes, Glomerellales, Glomerellaceae. The record is from RefSeq and is a predicted model, not a curated record.